Molecule: messenger RNA, 929 nt
Organism: Colletotrichum phormii
Lineage: Eukaryota; Fungi; Ascomycota; Sordariomycetes; Glomerellales; Glomerellaceae
Exons: 6
Coding region: 63-851 (262 amino acids)
Source: RefSeq, a predicted model, not a curated record
AUACACUUCACCUUCUCAUCUUACGCGCAGAUUGCGCAGCAAUUGCUACCACUAUUUGCCGUAUGCGACCCCGUGAACCAACAGCUUUAGUAGUCGCUGGGCGAGUAAUCAUGGGCUUCGGCAGCACUGUUAUUGAGACAUGUACAUCUAAGAUCCUGGCUCAUUGGUUCCAGCACAAGGGACUUGGUUUGGUGUACGGCUUGGAUUUGUCAAUUGGGAAACUCAUUGUUCUUACUGCGAAAGCCACUGCGGUUCCGAUGCGAGACGCCACUUCGUUCUGGGGCUGGGCGCUCUGGAUCCCCGCCAUUGCCGGUGUGGUGGGAGGAUUUAGCGGUCUUAACGCCGACAUAAUCAAAGAGACUCGAGGUUCCACGGCUCAGCUUGCCGGGUACACUUCCGCAGUGCAACAGGUUAUUCCUGUCAUUUGCGCACCAUUGAUCGGGUCUUACUUUGACUUCUUCGGCCAUCGGAUGGUGUUUGUUACUCGAACUGGGACUCGUAUUCGGAAUCUGGAAGUUUUCAACAAUGCUGGAAGCGUCAUUGUCGACAUGAUUGCCGGAAGGCUGCAGGACAUCACCCCUGGAGGCACGUAUGAGCGUGUCAUUGCCUUCUUUGUGGCUGUCAAGCGGCUGGAGUUCUGCCUUGGUCUCUUCUACGGAAUCUUGGACCGAAAGUAUCUCUCGGGAAUUCUUAGCAUCAACAACAAGAAGCGCAUGAAGCUUGAGAAAGAGGGUAAGCUUGAGGAUUGCGUUGGACGUAAGCCCUCAAAGGGGUAUACCACAGCAGGUAUUGGCUUGGUGUGCUCGCUGAUCAUCAUUGCCUGGGUGUUGUUCAUCAAGUACUCCAUUUGAUAAUGUUCAUCGAUAAAAUGUCGAAAAUGACAGUAUUUAGCUUUGCAUACUGGGCAAGCUGCGGCAUCGCAGUCAGGG